This is a messenger RNA of Candidozyma auris, 1428 nucleotides long. RefSeq names its product mannosylinositol phosphorylceramide synthase regulatory subunit. Bases 1 to 1428 code for a protein of 475 amino acids. Lineage: Eukaryota; Fungi; Ascomycota; Pichiomycetes; Serinales; Metschnikowiaceae. The transcript has a single exon. The record is from RefSeq and is a predicted model, not a curated record.
AUGGCCAUCACAGAACUAAAUCAUCCGGGCAACGCCAGCGUUGCCUCUCAGGAGCAGGCUUCCAAGACGAAAAUCAUCUAUGUUUCGUUGCUUUUCUUACUAUCCUUGACGGCGUUUGUAUGCCAAACUGAGUUUACCUCUCAAGCAUAUAAGCUUGGGUUCGGCGAGCCCAUCAUCCUUUUGCUCGUCACCCACGGCUCUUGGUGGACGUUGUGGCCGCUCCAGGCAUUCUUUGUGUCUUUGUUCAAGACAAUUGGCAAAGCCCGUGGCGCUCGAGGGGUCCGCUACGAGCGGCUCAAUUCCAACGCUUUUCUCUUGCAAAACGAGGCCGGCCACCCCCAAACCUCCAGCCCCGUGGCCGCAAGGUUCCACCCGUGGAACUACUUCAAAAGAUGUGUCGUGAAACAAAUCCACAAUGUGUACCACUCGUCCAUUCUUGUGUACGAGCCCAAUGUGAACGGCGACAAAAGCACCAGUAAUUUGGGCGCCUUGGUGGAAAAGAACCCUCACCUUUCGGCUUCAAGCUCCAUAACCUCAUGCAUACGUAGCUUCAUGACUACCCCUUCUUUCAAAUACGUUGCUUUCAAAGUCGGCUUGAUCUCUCUCGUACUCAAUACCGCUGGUUUCACGUGGUACGGUGCCAUGGCAAUGACGUAUGCUUCUGAUGUCACCGCUAUUUACAAUUGUUCUGCGUUUACCGCCUAUGCGUUUGCCAUUCCUUUGUUGAACGAGAAGUUCUCGUGGCUCAAAGCGAGUUCAGUUAUUAUUGCCAUUGCUGGUGUGUUCGUUGUUGCAUACUCUGGUUCUGACUCUUCCCUGGACUCAAAAGAGCAAUAUCCAUAUAGGUUUUGGGGCAAUCUCAUCAUUUCCAUUGGUGCAGUGUUGUACGGAUACUACGAGGUUUUAUAUAAGAAAUACGUCUGCGUGCCUGCUCACUUAUCCGUGGUUGUGACACCAAGACGUCAACUGACAUUUUCAAACUUUGUCAUGUCUCUUUUGGGCUUUUUCACGGUGAUUUUCUUGCUUUUGUUGGUAUUUUGUAUUGAGGUUUUCCACAUUCAUCGUUUUAACUUGUUCAAUUACGGAGAAAAGACUGCUAUUAUUUGGCUCUACAUCUUUGGCUCAAUUGUGUCCAACUUGUUGUUUAGUGCUGGGUUCCUUUCCCUAAUGGCAUUGACUUCUCCCGUCUUGUCCUCAGUCAGUUCAUUGGUAACCAUCUUCUUGAUUGGAGUCGUUGAAUGGGUAAUCUUUGGAAAUGCUCUUGGUAUCAUGCAGUUAAUUGGUGAUGCGUUGGUUAUUGUCGGCUUUGUUGUUCUCACAAUUGCUUCUUGGAAAGAAAUCAGUGAGGGUAAUGAUGAUGAUGAGAUUGAGGAGGCAUCCCUUUACUCAUUUGCUCCUAGCGAGGAGACUGCAAAUGAAAUGCGCUAG